Messenger RNA from Perca flavescens (yellow perch), 7032 nucleotides. RefSeq names its product centrosomal protein 170Ba (gene cep170ba). Gene Ontology annotation, molecular function: protein binding. NCBI's taxonomy places the organism in Eukaryota, Metazoa, Chordata, Actinopteri, Perciformes, Percidae. The transcript is spliced from 19 exons. Bases 243 to 5141 code for a protein of 1632 amino acids. The record is from RefSeq and is a predicted model, not a curated record.
CUUGUCAAGCUACGUCACCGUGUCGGCAGAAGAGGCGUUGGAUAGUUUCGCCUGGCUGUCGUUCCCAGAGGAAGACGAGGGUGUGAUCGAAAUUUACCUGUCCAGACUUACCUGGUGCUCUUAUUGUACAUGUCGGCCGUCGAAUUUCAUCUUCUGUAGGACAUUAAACACUGGCUUCACUUAGAAGUAAAACGGAGAAGGCGUUAAAGGAUGCUAAGAAGAUCUUGACUCGUGGCCCCGACAUGAGUGUGACAUCAUGGUUCCUGGUCAGCAGCUCUGGCACACGCCACCGGUUGCCCCGGGAGAUGAUCUUUGUUGGCAGGGAUGACUGCGAGCUAAUGCUGCAGUCUCGCAGUGUGGACAAGCAACACGCUGUGAUCAACCACGACCCAAACACUGACGAGCAUAUGGUGAAGGACCUGGGCAGCUUGAACGGGACAUUCGUGAAUGACCUAAGAAUUCCAGACCAGACGUACAUCACCCUUAAGCUCUCUGAUGUCAUUCGCUUUGGCUAUGAUGCUCAUGUAUAUAUCCUGGAGAAGAGCGAACACAAGGUCCCAGAGGAAGCUCUUAAACAUGAGAAGUACACCAGCCAGUGGCAGCUUAGCAUAAAAGCCCUGCAGGCCAAGGUGAAGGAAAAACAGCAGCUUCAGAGCCCAGAGAAGAGCAAAGGCCCCGUUUCCAAACUGCAGGACAGGGCUAAGCAAAGAGCCCAGUCUCUCACAGCUGCCACAGAUUCCCCAAUAUCCAAGCCUACUCCUCUCUACGGCCAACCGUCCUGGUGGGGGGAGGAUGAGGACACAGCCAACAAAAAGAAGAACGUAGGUGGAAAAUCGCCAGAACAGGAGUCUCCAGAGCCUGCUAAAGAUGUGUCAAGAUAUGAGGUCAACGGUUCUCUGUCUGACAAUCAGGCCAAGUCCAUCUUCUCCUACCGCCGGGAGCCUAGCUACUUUGAGAUCCCAACAAAGGAAUUAAAGCAGCGACUUCCCAAGAAACCAGAGUCGCAGGUUCACGAGGUUCCCACCAAGGAUACCCCUGAUCCCACUGAGGUUGUCUCCUCCACACCUCCCGUGGUCCAAAGCCAUGCCUCCUUCACCAUCGAAUUUGAUGAAUGCACCCCAGGUAAAAUGAAGAUCAAGGACCACGUGACCAAGUUUUCUUUCCGCCAGCAACAGAAGCUUCCUUCCACAGAGCUUGUCACCACACCCACUGAGGUGAUGUCAGCAGAAAGCAAAGUUGCUGAUUGGCUGGUCCAAAGCAAUGCUAGCAUGAUAAGGAGGAGGUCAAAGGCUGAGGACAUGUACAGCACAAACAGUGACCCAUCACUUCUGAAGAACACCAAAAAAAACCACCAUGAAGAUGGCACUCACAGUGAUUCAGGUGAUCCUGCCAUCAAUGGAAGUGAUUCCGUCCAGUCAGAACCUCAGAUUGGGUCCCAUGUGUCUCCACAGCCCCUGAGAGACUCCCCGCCACAACACUUACCCUCCCCUGACUCUGAGGAGCCCUUGUCUUACACUCCACCAGAGUCUCAGUCCCUAUCCAGUCUUGGCAAGGCUGAGCCUCACCAAGCCUUUGUCAUUGAAUUCUUUGAUGAUAACUCAAGAAAGAAGCGCUCCCAGUCCUUCACCAAUAACACAUCUCCACCUGAGCCCUCAGGCCUCCGGCUCCAGCUGGAGAAGGCGAAGAAGAGCUCAAGCCCAAAUGGGGAGAGACAUGUCCAAUCUCCAGCCUCCACCACUCCCGCAACCCAACGAUACACUGUUCCCCUGAAGGACCUGGCUUCCACAGGCUUCCAAAGAGCUGGCUCUCUACGAAGGGAGAAGACAGAGGACCGGAUCAGCACCAGCUUUUCCUCUCGCUCUUCAUCAUCUGUGUCUGUAAGGCCCUUUAGCAGCGUCGGCCGGAGGUCCAGACUCGCCCAGGAAUUUACUGCUGAAUUUCUCAAACAAACAAAGCAGUCCUCUUCUGCCAGCUGGGAUAAAAAUACAUCUAGUCCCCCUACAGCAGCUAAAACGGAGACAGUGGUAGUAUCCCAGACUAGUCCCCCUCCAUCUAAAGCUUCCUACCAGCCACAGACUUCCUCUCCUAUCCACCAGCCUGUUCCCCUCAAGGCCCCUUUGAUGCCCCUGGCUUCUCAGAAUGUGGAGGUCAAAAGUCCCUAUGUUGGCCUCAAAAAUGAAGAUGAGGACAGUCUGAGUGACGCAGGAACCUACACCAUUGAAGCAGAUGUUCAGGAUAGAGAGCUAGAAGAGGCACGGAGCAAUAUCGACCAGGUGUUUGGUGUUUUUGAGAGCCCAGAGCGAACCAACCAGAGUGAAGCAGAAACAUCAUCAGCAUUUAGGCCUCUUAGUGUUGAGAGCAGGGAGCAGCAUAGGCAGAGUAGCUGUGGGGAGGUGAGGCCAGCUCCAGAACAGGGACAGAGUCUGGUAAAGGUUCAGUCAGCAAGUGCAGUGUUACAGGGGGCUCCGAAGUGGAUGUCUUGCUGGGCCAGCUUGGCAGACAGCUACACAGAAUCUGGCCCUUCAUCUGGCCUCUUUGACAUGCCUUCCCAGAUGGAGCUGUCAGGAGGGGCACUAGGUACAAUCAUCCAUAAGGCCACGCUCAGCCGACACCACGACAGCACCGACCACGAUGGUUCAAGAGCUCGCCGCGUGCUGCCCCAGGUACCACUGGGGGAGAAGAGUGACAUUCCAAAUCCCAGCAUUCAUGUUCAAUAUGACCCACAUACAACAUUCGAUGUCGGAGAGAAUAGAUUGGUGGCCCCCAGGUCUCAGGAUAGCCUCGACAGGUUAUCAGUGCAGGACGAUGUAGAGCCUGACAGUCUGAGUGAUGCCAGCAGGUCAGAUGAUGGUUCCAUUAUAGAGCAAAGGAGAAGACCGCUGUCAGACACGGAAGAGAAAAAAAAUAAAGAUAGACUCUCCACCAAGUCUACGUCAUUCUACAUUGGGUCAAAGGAGGCCGAGUCCCAACCUGAACAUGGGGGCGUUCCUAAGACUGAAAUAAAACAUGCGACCAAAACUUUCUCAACAGCCACCCUCACCAAACCGAGAGGUAACCAGGACUCUGAAAAAGUCAAGCCCAGUGUGUCUGCUCCUAUCCUGAGCCAGAUUACACGGAGUCCAGAGUCCAAAGAGGGCACUGUUUCCCAAUUAAUCAGACAAGAGAGCUUCACCAAGGAGCGGCCUAGCAAUGCCAGAUUGCCCAACAUCUCGGUUCAGAGAGGCCCUGAAUCAUUCCAGGGAGCGUGCAAUCAGGACACUCAUUCUUACCUCAAAGAGACAGAGGAUGUUCUGGCUGUUCUGGAGGCCAAACUCCAAGCAGGACAAUCAGAAACGACACCGUCUCCAAUAAUAGAUUCUCUUUCUGCAGAGUCUGAUGUGGAUACCUCCAGCACAGUCAGCCAACAUAGCAAUAAGACCAGGCCAAACACGCUGACUAAAAAACCCUCGGUUAGUGGCCUUCAUAGGGAGAGGUCUUCAGCCAGUAUAGCUAGUCAGGACUCAAGUCACCAAUCCACUACAUCAGAAAAGUUGCGCUCUCUGGGAGCAGACGGCAACAAUAAGACUGAGUCUGUCAGGAGACCCGUUGGACUGAGACGUAGUGUUGGGAAACGUGGCUCCACAGACCUAAGUGAUGACCCUCAGAGCUUACCUUACUCUGAUCAAGAGUCUAACAUCCACCAAACCCGCACAAAAUACACCGUGCCCCUUCAGAAGGAGGAUGCCAAGACCUCCAAAGCGUCCCAGGCCUUGAAUCGUGCCCACAGCUUGUCAGCCCCGAGACCCACCAGAGCGUCCAUGCUCCGCCGGGCUCGCCUGGGAGAAGCUUCAGACAACGAGGGCACGGAGACAGACCGGGUGUCGCAGGAGGCAGGCAGUGCCCCAGCUAAGCAGCCCCAGGAAACCAAGAAACUCUCCAGGCUGGAUCUGCUAGCGAUGCCUCGUAAGCGGACAAGCUCGUUCAACACACCCAGCGACACCGAGGCCUCUUCCACCCCACAGUGGACUGGCAGGAGCACAGGAUUCUCCAACCGCAGCACCGAGUCUGGCAGCAGCUCAGUUCGAAGGGCCUCUGCUUCGGGGUCGAAGCCUGUAGAAAGGCAGCAGAAAGCACCGCUGACACCAGUCACUCGCGGACGUUCAAGCAGUGCCAAAUAUGCCAGCAGCACUGCAAACUCCAGGAGACGACAGAAAGGCUCUGACUACGCCUCUACCUCAGAUGAGGAGUACGACUCAAACCAGAGCACUCCUAAACACAAACGCUCCCAACCUUCCUCAGCUUCCCAUAGCCCACGUCAUCAGCCUCGGCCUCAGCCAGUAGUCGCCCUGCGUCCCAAGCCCCUCAGCAGAGAUUCGGAGGAGGAGAACCAUGAGGGAGACAACUUCCACAGUUGGUCCAACCACAGUUCUGAGAUCGCACGGUUAAGUCAAGACCUGGCCAAAGACCUUGCUAUCUUGGCCAGAGAGAUCCAUGACGUGGCAGGUGAUGGUGAUCCACAAAACCCUGGAGUGGCGAGCAGUGCACCUGUCUCCACGGUGACCGCUCAUGAACAGCUGGUUCACCGUAUUCCAGAGGCUGGAUUAAACUACCAGAGAGUCCCACCAAGUUCUACAUCUACAAGGGAACCCGACCAGAGCUCUGCUGACCAUGAACCGCACCGCAGGCAGCGAGCUCAGAGCAGAGACGAGGUCAUUGUCGAUGACCAUCUGAUGCUGAAUCCAGUGUCUCAGAUCACCUUGGCCAUUAGAGAAAACACUGAGCAACUUGCUGACAAAAUUAAGGUACUAUUCCAGGACAGGAUGGAUAUUUGGGAAGAAAUUGAGGCCAAAGUAAACUCUGACAAUGAUGUCCCUGUUAUCAAAACCUCCAACAAGGAAAUCGCAUCUAUCUUGAAAGAACUCCGGAGAGUUCAACGACAACUUGAGGUCAUAAACACAGUCAUGGAACCCAGUGCACAGUCUGAAGCAUCCAAGGCCUCUGCGGUCUCCUCCUCGUCUGUUCGGCCCUCCAGACCUCCCAUCUCACGGGACUGGAGAACCAUCCAUUCUGUCUCCAAGCGUGGCGGCGGCCCGAGGCCCAGUGAGAGUGUCAGGAGCGUAGGUGCGACACAAGAUGAUCUCAGAACGGGAUAUUUAGUCUGAGAUGUGACGCAAGCACGCAGGUUCCAAAAGUGCUAAACAUCUGCUGUUACUCCACAAACCCAGGUGUCAAACCAUUGCGCACACAAUGAAACCAAGGGGGGGGAAGUGAGACUGUAUAUGCAGAACUGUAGCCUCCCGUACAUCCAAACAUACACACUACUGCACUAUGAGCACUACACACUUAUGUAAUUUACAGUGAGUGGGCGGCCUACAUGUAAGAUAAAGAUUUGAGGAAGUACCAAAAUACUUCAAUAAACCUCACCUCUGACAGGCCUCAAAACUAUACUUGAUUCUCUGUGUUUUGGAGGUCGACCUUUUUAUAUGCCAAUGAUAUGACCAACAUUGCUGAUUUUAAAAGCUUAUUGUAUGUACUUGGUUUAUUUGAAAACCGGCCUGAGCAUAAUCAUCUCAGGGAAAUCUACUAAUAUAUGAGAUUCCUAUGUUUAGCAGCAAAUGGCAUUUUUGCGUAAAUAUUCGUUUAUUGAUAUUUGUUUCGGGUAGAACGAACUGCAGCAACACGAGCAGAUCUUAGUGUACUUGUAUCCUCAGUAAACCCAUUGCUUUUCCUCGUAUAUGUCAUUCCAUGUUUUUGUCUUUGUUUGCCACUUCUCUCUUGGUGGACCAGAUUUAUCGAAGAAUGUAAAAAGUAUUUAUUAGUGGUGUUUUGUGAGACACUGUAACGGAGACAACACAACUUUGGGAGAGUUAAUAGACUCAGUGCCAGACAAGUUAAUGUUCUAUUACACAGUUGCUACCAGCCAAUUUCUUGAGUAUUUAUUCUGUUAACAUGUCCCAGUGUAGCGACUCUGUCCAGGCCCUCCUCAGUAGAUGGCCUCUAUAUUCUGUCCAGCCGGAGAUGAAAAUCCCUCUGGAAUGUGUGGUCCGACUGGUAGGAGGGACUCAGUUUAGUCACCUGGCAACCACAAACUCAAGUGGCUAUAAAGAGAGUGAUUUUCAAGCAUUCCCUCUACCUUCUUUAUUUGUGUCAAACACUAUUUUUUUUGUUGUUCUCCAUACCUCAAAAGCACAGUCUGCUUCGAGGUUUGGCCAAAGACAAUCAUAAAGCGACUGACAGGAAUGAAUCUCCUUUAUCUGUGUUUGUACUGGGAUCCUCACACCUCACCUAAACCUCCACAUGCUCAUGAGCUAUCAGAGCUCCUUUCCUCUCAAGUCACAAGGUCACUUCUGAUGGUCCUCACAUGACAGGAGAAGUAAUGUCAUUUUAGAAUUCAAGUUGACAAAGUCAAUUGUGUGAAACUGUAAAUCUGAUGAUUAGCUUGUGACCUGUUGUUCAGUGUGUAAAUAGUAGAAAAAUGAUACCUGUGCAUUGUACAAAUUACCUCUUAAUCUUGUCUUUUGCACUAAUGUAGUACAUUAUCCCCUUAACCUAAUAUGCUGCAAACUGAAAGCAGUUACCUUCCAGCGACUGAUUGUAAACAUUUGAUGCUGUUGAAGCAGGAAAAGAAGGCGACCCAGUACAACAGCAAGUUUCUGUUUCCCUCUUCCCAGUCCAGAUAGUACAUGUGAUUGUAAUUGGGAAGUACCUUAAGUGCCACAGAGCUGUGUGGGACAGUGGUUGUUUACAAACUCAAGCAAAAACUGAAUGUUAGUCCUAUUGACAUCACUUGCUGCUAUGCUUAUUCUAUUGGAUAGUAUUUCUUCUUUGCUUUACUCCAUCUAAGUCAAAGCUACAGCAGGUUUAAGAGCUGAAAUGUAAUUCUUGUUUGUCAAAUUUGUGUCCCUUUUUUUUAUAUUCAAUUUAUGUUUUCCUUCCUUUCACCCAGAAUGAUUUGGUUGUGAUCUUGCUGUCUAGAUGGUAUUUAUGUUUGGUUUGUGUAAUUUGUUAGAUAUUGAUUGCAGAUUUUUCAAAUAAAUUUGAUUAGUAAAGUUG